Messenger RNA from Rhipicephalus sanguineus (brown dog tick), 1770 nucleotides. RefSeq lists its product as uncharacterized. The transcript is spliced from 2 exons. Lineage: Eukaryota; Metazoa; Arthropoda; Arachnida; Ixodida; Ixodidae. The record is from RefSeq and is a predicted model, not a curated record. The coding region runs from base 58 to 1770 and encodes 570 amino acids.
UCAGCAUACUGCGCGUUCUAGGCACUCGAACAAGAGGGGAACCGUUUUGCACUAGCAAUGGCCGGAAGCGCUGAAGGGGUGAUCGUGCGUGUGAGUAUGAACGAGGGAAUGUCCGACUUGGUUCAGCGACUCAUAAACCCUGACUCCGUCAUCGAAUUGGUCCUCCGAAACUGCGUCUUCAAGGAACAGAAGGAGCUUCUAACACAGAUCGGCCGCUGCGUGCGCCUCCGGCGCCUACGCUGCUCGUCCUGCCAGCUCGCACCGAGUCAACUGUUCCAGGUGGCGAAUGAAUGGCUUCCCAAACUCGACGAACUCGAGCUAUCUCUCUUCGACACCUUCAUAGAGGCCGUCGACAGCGAGAUCUGCAACGUGCGCCGGAUAGCUUCGCGACGCGCGACGUCUCGCAGCAGCCUACGUCGCCUGUACGUCGAGGUCGGUGGCAACGGUAACUUCAAGCUCCUCCGGGAGCUUCUGGGCUUCUGCCCGAACCUGAACGAACUACGCGUUCACGUCGUGCGGGGCGGAACCUUCUCGGAUGCUGUCUUCCAGUGCGCACGCCUUCACGACGAGCUCGUCCGACUGGAACACUUCACAUUCACCUCCGAACUGCCGGUUCCGUUUCCGUGCGAGCCUGAUUUUUCGUCGGUGUUCAGCGUCGCGGCGGCCGUCUGCGCCAACGUCCGUCACGUAAAGUGGGACGACUCGUGGAGCUGCAUUGGGCUCCGUCAAAUCGCAAACCCGGAUCGAGUCCGCACUGUGCCACCGCAGCUGGUCGUGGUUGCCAUCAUGAACAAUGAAACGGAGGCUCUCUUCCGUGCGGCGGGUCGCCGACACCUCUGGACGCACGUCCACGAACUCUGUCUCAUGCUCCUCCCGCCGAUGCACACCGACCCGUUUUACCAGGCGGCAGGCGGCGCGUUCCGCAACUGUCUAUUCGCCUUCUUUUCCGUUGCGCUUGAGCAAGUCGUCGAGCUGAACCUGAGCGCGUUCCACGUUCGCCCCGAACUCGACCUGAUGGAACUGCUCCACAAACGGACGCUCAGUCGCCUGCAGGGGUUCUCUGCGCCGCCGUGCGCGUUUCGAAGCCAGUCCGCUGUGCGCCGUCUGGUGGCCAUUUGCCCAAACCUCCGAGACCUGGAUGUGCGCAUCCAGAGGGUCCAGGGCCACUACGGAUGCGCUUCCUGCCAGCUGCUUCUUUUUCGUAACGAAGGGAGCGCCCAGCCACCGUCGAACCCCGGGGUGUUGUCCCCUCGAUGUAAUGGCAUCGCCAGGCUGACCCUGUGUGACGUGCCUUUUAGUGUGCUACUGUGGUUCCUCGAGUGUUACGGAGCUGCGGUUACGCUUCGACUGGCCCACUGGUGCUUUUUCGAGAGCCAGCAAUACGGCCGUUUGUGCGGUCUUCUCGGCGGGAACGGCGCUAUCCGAUGUCUCGUGAUUCAGCAUACUCAUCUGCCAAUCGGCGACGAGCAUCUGCAGGCCAGCUUGUCCCUCAUGACCAGCCUGCGGCACCUUUGCCUUCUGACGUCGAUGCCGGUCUGCGACAGCGACGCGAUGUUGUACGUGCAUCAGAUCGUCGCCCGCGCGUCUCAGCUGGAAUGCGUGCACAUUCACUACAAGCACGUCACCUACGGAUCGGAGGAGCGGGUCACGUGGUUACAGCGACGCCAACCUGAAGUACCGUUGCGAGGAGGUCCCUGCUUCGCGUGUUGCUCGUCGGCGACGUUCAUCGGACUCGUGAAGCCGGUUAACCGGGACUGCGAGAUGCUGUAG